AAGCGGUUGACUCGUACGUCGCUGGACGUCUACGAGUACCCCACCUUGCGAUUCGGCCUAAGCUUUGACGAGAUACCUCUAUUGGUAUUGGGGUCCCCGACUCGAUCGUGGCAGGUUGGACUUACCCCGUUUGUCACUGAAAAAAUAGCCUUAUCCAUUCUACGUUACACAGUACAAUAUCGGAGCGUUUUCGUUCGUUUCUUUCUCAACUAAUAUCUGAAAGGGGAGUCCUUACGUUGAACGGAUUGUUGUAUAUUUUUUUUAAAUAGAGCGUCCUGUUUAGAGCUGACAUUUCUUACAUUAGACACGCGACGGCAAGGUAUGGCGUUUUUGAGAACGGUGCCGCGUUGCAGUGCCGGUAAAAAGUUAAGGAAGUGUGUGCCACUUCCUGUCGGGUUUCUCGAGAACGUAACGAAACCAUCGAUGCAGUUGGUGCAGGUGCACGAACGUGAAUACACCGACGCUGCUGCUGACGUGAAGCCGGCUCCACGACAGGUCGACCCCUUGGAUUUGAGGUUUAACGAUCCCGUAGCGGCUUUUAAAAGUAAAACCACCAAAGAGCUUGUCCGUGCUUACGUUGUUUAUCAAUUAUGUUCGAUCGAAUACAUCGCCGAGCACAAUAUGAAGCUAAUGAAAAUAGCCAAGCAGCUCCUUGGCGAGAAACUUUUCACAAAGUUUAUGAAGGGUACAUUCUACGGUCACUUUGUCGCCGGCGAAGACGAGGUGCAGAUCACUCCUGUCCUGGAUAGGUUGCGGCAGUUCGGUGUGAAACCUAUUCUUGAUUACUCUGUCGAAGAAGAUAUCUCUCAAGAAGAAGCAGAACGACGCGAAAUACAGAGUUCCGUAUCCGAAGCUGGAGACGAGAAACGAGAGGGUCCUCUGAAGAAGUAUCAUGUGGCGAAACCAUUCGCCGACCGACGGUACAAAGUAUCCUCGGCGAGGACGUACUUCUACCUCAACGAAGCAUCUUGCGAACGGAACAUGGAUAUAUUUAUUCGAUGCCUUGAGUCUGUUGCAGGUGCUUCAAUGGGAGUUGGUAUUACAGCUAUUAAAUUAACAGCUCUUGGUCGGCCACAACUCCUGCUCCAGUUAUCAGAAGUAAUUAUGAGGGCACGACAAUAUAUGUCUGACGUGAUUGGAGGUGAAGGUGCUGUUUUAACUCAUCAUGCAAAACCUGAUGACUUCAUGAAGAAGUUUGAAGAAGCACACAUCAAAGAUGAGGCUCCAGUGCAAAAGUUUCUUCAAAAGAUUCAGUCUGACAAAGAGGGUGUUAUUCACUUGUUCCCAUGGAGUGGUAUUCUGGAUGAGAAUUAUGAACUUAGUGAAACUUUCCAAGUACCUGAUAUUAAGACAGGGAAAAUGGUGAGGCUUAUGUCACAACUGACAUCAAAGGAAGAAGAAAUGUUCAGGAACAUGAUCAGACGUCUGAAUAAUAUAGUUGCGGUGGCUGAUAAGUUGAAUGUGCGUAUAAUGAUAGAUGCCGAACAAACCUAUUUCCAACCUGCCAUUUCACGAUUGACGUUGGAGAUGAUGCGCAAGUACAAUACAGAUAAGGCUGUGGUGUUUAAUACCUACCAGACAUACUUACAAGAAGCUUAUAAUGAGGUGAAAACGGACCUCGAACAAGCUGAACGCCAAAAUUUCUAUUUCGGUGCUAAACUUGUUCGCGGCGCUUACAUUGAGCAGGAAAGAGCAAGAGCGGCAGCUAUGGGUUAUCCUGAUCCAACGAAUCCUACGUACGAGGCUACAACCGAGUCGUACCAUAAGACGCUUAUGGAAUGCUUAAGGCGGAUGAAACAGUACAAAGAUAAAGGCGAAGAUCCUAGAAAAAUUGGUAUUAUGGUUGCGUCUCAUAAUGAGGACACAGUACGCUUCGCAAUUGAAAAGAUGAAGGAGAUAGGAAUCUCACCGGAAGAUAAAGUGAUCUGUUUCGGCCAAUUGCUGGGAAUGUGUGACUACAUAACAUUCCCAUUGGGUCAGUCAGGGUAUUCCGCAUAUAAAUAUAUUCCUUAUGGUCCGGUGAAAGAAGUAUUGCCAUAUCUUUCUCGACGUGCACAAGAAAACCGAGGCAUACUUAAGAAAAUAAAGAAGGAGAAACGUCUUUUAUUAGCUGAAAUUAUGAGACGCUUUGUGCGCGGCCAGAUAUUUUACAAACCGAAGGGCAACUACACUCCCGUCUGAGCAGCUGAUUCGUAUCUUUGCACAGACAGAUUUUAAGUAUCAAACUUAAGUAGUGAUUGUAAAUUAUUAAAAAAAAGACUUCUGUGGUACGCAGAGUAACGUGCGCGCGUGUGUGUGAAUGGAAGUAUUUGCAGUGUUAUUCAUUACGCAAAAUUUCCUCGGUGUGACGUUAUCAAGUGCAAAACUGCUCAAAAUCGCACCAUAUGGUAGGACUAUGUUCAUUAUUCCUUAUGUUUGUUACAGAAAACUCUCAGUGAACUGCGCUAUGACUUUUAAUAAUAAUAAUAAGCACGUUUUACGCUUUGUUAAUGAAUACCGUGUUCAUUAGUACAUUCGUGAUACAAUAUUGAACAUCGAUAUUUUCAGUAGUUUAUUUUAUAAAGGAGAGAAGAUAUAAAAAUUAUCGAAAUCUCGUUCGCAGUAACCUUUUAUAUGGUCGUUGUUCAGAAAAGGUUCUACGAGGAAAUACAAAAUUCGAUCAAUUCAUUCUAAAUAAAAUUUUAAUUAAUAUGGAAAAAAUAUAUAUGAUUGUUUGAAAUGUAUUAGCUUUGUUACUAAUAUUUUAUUUAAGAAUCUCGUAGUGCGUGCGUGCACGAUUAUUUAUAAUGGACAUGUUUAAAUACUUCUUGACUUACGUAAUUUAGUAUUUCUCUUGAAGAAAUAUAAUUUCCAAAUAUGCAACUGUAAAAUUAUAUCUGUAGCGAACUGCAUUUAAUUAAGUGGAAUACUCGUGUGGAAUGAAUUUUCAGCUCAGUUUCAAUGCUUUAUGCGUAGUUACCAUGAACGGUUAUUACCAAAGUGAUAGUAUUGGCAAAUACUAGGGACUGCAAGUCGUAGCAGAAUCUGUUUGAUUUGAGUGGAAGUGUUUGCACAUAGCUUUAGAAAGUGGCUCUUAUGAGCUUUUAACAAAUUAACGAUAAAUUGUUGAAAAUUAAAAUGUUGAAAAUGUUUGCUAAUUAUGUGCUGCAAGCAUACGGUAAGAGCCACUUUUUAAUAUGUGAUUACUACGCAUGUUGAGAUAAAAAUUAAGUAAUCUUGGGCUGAAACAGUGAUAAACUGCAAACUAGGAAUUGAAAAAAGUACGUAAUCGUGACAUGUUGCAUAAGUAUUUAAUUCACGUUGCUUCAGCCUAAAGUUGCUUUGUCUUAUCAGAUAAUAAUAAUCAUGAAUACACUAUGCUGCUGUUUAAAUGAUGCGCCCCAGGAAUUAAUACGGCUUACACACGGUUCUUUGAUAUAAUUUUUUCUUUUAUGAAUUAAUUUUAAGAAAAUUAAAUAUCAAAAAAGAUUUAUAAUUUAUAAAUAAUAAAUUCUUGUCAAGUUUUAAGAAAGAGUUUUACGUAUGUAGCGACGAAACCUGUGCUUUUGCUCAGUGGAAAUUUAUAUUGUUGAAAAUGGAAAGGUUAAUGAUAUCUUUAUAUGUAUUGCAAAUUGCUGAGCAACAUUUUCCUUUUUUAAAAAUGAAAACACUUGAAAUUUCGAUGGAUAAUUUAUACACAGUUGCAUAACUUUAAUACUUUCCCGUCAGUAUUUUUUUUGUAGAGAUCAACAGAUGUAGAGAUUUUGUAGAGAUUAACAGAUUUUCUUUUGUGUUUAAUAUUUUAAUCUAUACGUACAUAUUUACAUACAACCGCUGUAAACAUUUAAUUUCAUUUAGAUAAUAUAUGGAACGUACAAUUUUUUUAUGAUCUCCUGUGUUAUUAUACAUUUGUACUGCAUUCGGAAUGCGUAUAUAGUUUGUAUUUGCAAUUGUCGGAUAGAAACAUUUUGUUCUGUAGAACAGAAGUUUUGUAGGGGUAUAAUUUGUGUUGAAGUUAAGUAAACUCCCGGAAUGACGUUAUAUUUGCAAAUCUAGAAAGGAAUUUAAACAAAAGAAUAUAAAGGGGCAUUGUUGAAGUUAUACGGGCUAUAGCUAAAAGUUCUUAUAUGGUUAAUGGUAUGUGGAAUGUGAGUGAUAUAGGUAUAAUUCUACUUGUUACAUUUAGUGUUCGGCUAUAACGUCAAUACAUGAAUUAACUUCUACACGUCUCGUGAUGAUGACAAUACUUUAGAUAGAUAAUGUUACAAACUUAUAGGCUAUAAGUAUAAACUAUAUGCCAUGAUGGAUUGAAUUCAUCACUUAUAAAAUUGAAGUUAUAAGAGAAUGACACAAGAUUAGUAAAUAAAAGCCAGUAGAAUGUGAAGAAACGGAGAUUAUCUUCGUACAAAAUUGUACGAGUCAGUAUGUACGACUAUACACAAGGGACGUUUACUACCUCGACCGUGCAUUCUACUGCCAGAGUGAAAAUAUACAAGACAUUCUUUCUUGGCUCGAAUAUUAUAAUAACUAUUUGCCUGAGUGUGAAUAAUAUAUUUAUGAUGAAAGUAGUACAGUGGUGUUCAAUAUAUUGUUUUAGUAUAAUGUUAUAUAGUAAUAUUGACUUAUUAUGAAUGGGAUAUAUAUAUAUACAUAUAUAUAUAUGUAAUUUAAUAAGUGAAAAAAUGGUUAUAAUAAUAUUCUGGUAUUUGCUUUUCGGUAAAGACAUUUUUAAUUGGAACCGACUUAAAAUAUUUCUUUUUCCUUUUUUUUUAAAGAAAAGUAUGUCGCAAAGGAAAUGAAAGUACAUUGAAACUUUGAUCAAUAUAAAAUAAGAUAAUAUUUAUUAUUUCACGAAAUACAGUUAAUAUAUGCUUUUGCAAUACCGUUUAUAAAUCCGUAUUCAUUUACUAGGACACAAACAUUUGCUUCCAUUAUUUGUAACGAAAUUGACCGUCACUGUGCAAGUCCGGCUCAAUGGUUGAGGACUAUCGCGUUUUCCAACGAAACCAGAAUGAGCAAUUUUAUUGCUGAAUAUUUGAGAUGUAUCGGAAGUAAUGUUCUUGUCCUAGCUGUACAACAAGUAACAUUAUUUUUCUCUUGCAUAUUGUUGAUGCUUUAUAAAGCGUUCCUCUUAUAUUUUCUCUUGUACAGAUCUCAGUGAUAUUAUUAAUUUUAAUAUUGCAAAAUAUAUCGGUGUACAUAUAAACGUGAUACUGCUAAAUGAAUUACUUUUAUGUUGAUUAGCUUGGCUUGAACGCAUCAUCAUAAGUCAAUACAAAUGAUCAGUCAUGUUUUGAAAAUUAUAUAGUAACAAGGAGGGUGAUUUUGUAUUUCAAAAGUUUUUUUUUGUAAAAUUUACAAAUAGUCCGGCUAUUUGUUUGUUUUUUAUUGAUUUUUAUAAAUUAGGAAAUAUUUCAUAUAAAUACCUAUUUGCUAAAUUAUCAUGAAACAUGUUGAUUUUCUAUAUUGUAACAUUAUCCAAGAUAACAUGUAUUAAUUUGUAUUUCAAUUUCUUUUAUAUCAUUACAAUUUCAUUCACCUUAAACUCUAUGAGAAAAUGUAGCAGCAUUAUUGAUGUAAUGAUGCAUGGUAUCCUUUGUGUAGGUAAAAAUUCUAUAGGAAGAAAGCAUGAUUUAAAUGAAUUAUAUGUACCUGCGAUAUGGCAAGGAUUAUUUUGGAAGAUGACAUAUUGAAAAACAGGAUAAAUAUGAAAUUAUUUCAAGUACUCUUACUUGUGCUUAUUUCAAGAUCAUUACGAAUAAUCAUUACAAAGAUAGUAAUGAUACAAUAUGUUACCCUUAAAUUUCAAUUCUUCGAUAUAUAGUUGCAAAAGUAAUAAAUAACAAAUAGAUAAUGUUGAAAACAGAGAACGUUUACGGUUAAAAAAGAUUUAUGACAUUUAUUUCUUUUUUUUUAAUGUUAAUAAGUAAUUAUUGACUUAGAAUUAUUCGAUUCUUCUUGAAAUUUAUCGAUAGACGAGUAUAGUAAUGAUGUAUAUACUAACAUCGGAAUCGUAUAACGUAUGGAAUGUUUUUUUAACAUAAAACGGCAAGAUUCUUUAUAAAAGAAAUUAGAAAUGUUGUCUUUCAUACAAUAAAUUCGUAACUUGCUUAUUUACUCAUCUUUCCAUAUAAAUAUCUUUGAUAUCGAUUUUUAUAACUAUAGUCGAACUAUGACUCUAUUUUACAUUUCUUAUAGUAUUCCAUUUCGAUUCUGUGAUAAGAAGGUAGAUGUGAUUCAUGGAUUCCAUUUCUUUGUUAGAUUAGAAUUAAUUGGGUUUUGAAAGACAUCAGGUACGUUUCGACGUUGAACGUCAGUUAAUGAUUUGUCAGAGAGAUAUUACUAUGAUUGGUAUGCUCGAUCGUUAACAAUAUACGUAUGUAUUUAUAUAUUUUGCUAUCGUUCAGUCUUGUACGAUACCGAUUUAUUAAAUCGACCGUACCUAUAGCGGAACAACAGCUUGCCCGCGAGAGCAUGUAUUUAUACUUUGUUGCAUGAAAUUUUUAUGAUCACACGUACGCACGUUCCAUUCAACUUGAAGAAAGACUUCCCUGAAUAAAUACCAUUUAAUAAAUAGACUGGGUAGAUUGAUGUUCAAGUUUCACAGUUAAAUGAUAUAAUAAUUAGAUUAUGAAGAAUAUUUUUAUAAUUCUAAUGUAAAAUUUGUUUAAAUAUCAGGUAAAACGAUAUUUAGUGUUGUUUAUGGUAUUUCAAUGUUUAUACGUAUUUUUAUAGCUCCUCGUUUUACAUAAUUUUCUUUUAUAAAUAAGUUUUUAUUAUAUCAAUUUUGUUGG
Molecule: messenger RNA, 6773 nt
Organism: Nomia melanderi (Alkali bee)
Lineage: Eukaryota; Metazoa; Arthropoda; Insecta; Hymenoptera; Halictidae
Gene: slgA
Product: proline dehydrogenase slgA
Cellular component (GO): mitochondrion
Molecular function (GO): FAD binding; proline dehydrogenase activity
Source: RefSeq, a predicted model, not a curated record